AUGCAGCAGAAUAUGAUGCAGUUUCAACAAGAAACCAGAUCAAGUAUUCAAAACCUGGAGAAUCAAGUCAGUCAAAUCUCAAGUGCAGUAAGCCGACUUGAAGCUAAGGACUCUGGAAAGCUUCCAUCCCAAACGGAGCUGAACCCUAAGCAACAAGUUAAUGCAAUAACAUUGAGAAGUGGCAAAAAGUUGCAAGAAACUGUAGUUGCACCUAAGAAGGCUAAAGACUUGAUUGGAGUUGAGGAGGAGGAAGUAGAACAAGAAACUAAGGCGAAUCCGCCAACCUUUACCUCUUAUGAGCCUGUGCCACCUUUCCCAGAAGCCUUGCAAGAUACUCGAAGGUAUGAGAAAGACAAGGAUAUUUAUGAGACUUUCAGCAAAUGUGAGAAACUCCCAGAAAAAUGUGGUGAUCCUGGUAUGUUUACUAUUCCUGUUACAAUAGGAGACACCACAUUACACCGAGCCAUGUUGGACCUAGGUGCAUCAAUCAAUGUCAUUCCCUACUCCCUGUUUAAAUCUUUAGAACUUGGGCCUUUGCAUGAAACUGGGGUAGUAAUUCAGUUAGCUGAUAGGUCCAAUGUAUAUCCUAAGGGGGUAGUAGAAGAUGUACUUGUUAAGGUUGAUGGAUUGAUCUUUCCUGCUGACUUUUACGUCCUUGAUAUGGAACAUGACAAACAAGCAGCCCCCAUCCUGUUAGGAAGACCUUUCUUAAAGACUGCUAAGACAAAAAUCGAUGUGUCUACCGGUUCUUUGACUAUGGAGGUUGAUGGGAAAGCAAUUGUGUAUAACAUUUAUGAUACCAUAAAGUAUCCUGUUGAUACUCAUUCUUUAUAUUCUAUAAAUGUUGUCGAUCUAAUAUUGCAUGAUGUUUCUAACAUUGAUCAUGGGGAUGAGCUCCUCACACCUAUUACUAAUGUUGUGUCUGGUGAUUGCUUGGAUUCUUCUAUACCUACUAAUGUGCAGGUGAAGGUGGCGGAAUUGAAUGAACAGUCCAAGCUUCCACCUAUACCACUAGGGGCAACACCCACCCCGUCAUCAUUUCUGGGCAAGAAAUUAUCCCAGGUAUACCACAAAGCAAAGAAUAAGGUGUGGCAUGACAAGAUAAGCUCCCGUUGGAAGGGUCCAAUUCAAGUUGACAAGGUCUAUCCGCAUGGAGCGGUAGAAAUUCGGAGUUUAGAGACCAACAACAUGUUCAAAGUGAAUGGAAAAAGGCUUAAACCAUACUACGAAGGGUUCAAGGUCGAGAAUUUGGAGAACAUCGAUCUCUACGAGCCAUCAAUUGAUUAA
Molecule: messenger RNA, 1287 nt
Organism: Chenopodium quinoa (quinoa)
Lineage: Eukaryota; Viridiplantae; Streptophyta; Magnoliopsida; Caryophyllales; Amaranthaceae
Exons: 2
Coding region: 1-1287 (428 amino acids)
Source: RefSeq, a predicted model, not a curated record